Messenger RNA from Dromiciops gliroides (monito del monte), 1690 nucleotides. It is a transcript of the gene PPM1J, whose product is annotated as protein phosphatase, Mg2+/Mn2+ dependent 1J. The record is from RefSeq and is a predicted model, not a curated record. Bases 16 to 1536 code for a protein of 506 amino acids. The transcript has 10 exons. NCBI's taxonomy places the organism in Eukaryota, Metazoa, Chordata, Mammalia, Microbiotheria, Microbiotheriidae. Gene Ontology annotation, biological process: protein dephosphorylation. Gene Ontology annotation, molecular function: protein serine/threonine phosphatase activity.
GCCAAGGAUAGCAGCAUGCUAAACCGAGUGCGCUCAGCUGUAGCUCACCUGGUCAGCUCCGGGGGCCCAUCGGGGACUGGGUCCAAUGAGCUCCCUACCCCAGUGUCGCCCAACUCCGCUGCUCCCCCAUUGGCAGCCCGGAGCCCUGCGGCGGGGGCUGAAAGCGGGACCAGGGCAUCUGGGGGCGCUGUGGACCACCGGGGGAGUUUCUCUCGACCGACCUUCUUGCAGCUGAGCCCCGCGGGGCUAAGACGAGCCGAAGACCACGCUGGCCGGGUCGUGCAGAGCCCCCCGGACACAGGCCGCCGCCUGCCCUGGAGAACGGGCUAUGCCGAGGUCAUUAAUGCAGGCAAGAGUCGGCAUAAUGAGGACCAGGCAUGCUGUGAGGUGGUUUAUGUUGAAGGCAAACAGGCCAGGAUGGGUGGGCCAGGGAAAUCCACCAAGGACCAGGGCCACCAAGGGCUCUACUUCCACUACUGGGGCCUGUUCGAUGGGCAUGCAGGAGGUGGGGCAGCAGCAAUGGCCUCUAGACUCCUUCAUCGACAAAUUCGGGAGCAGCUUCGGGGGCUGGUGGAGAUCCUGCAGGACCCUGCUCCACCCCCUCUCUGCCUUCCAUCCACUACCGAGGCCUCUGUCUCCUUGGACCCCUCAUGCCCUGGUGGGUCUCAGCCAUGCUGGCCAUUGCAGAAAGAGGUGACCCAUGAGAGCCUAGUGGUAGGAGCCAUUGAGCAUGCCUUCCAGUUCAUGGAUGAGUACAUGGCUCGAGAGCAGAGGAGUCAGUAUGCAGUAGGGGGUUGCUGUGCCCUGGUUGUGGUCUACCUCCUAGGGAAGAUGUAUGUGGCCAAUGCUGGAGACAGCAGGGCUAUCAUUAUCCGAAAUGGGGACAUCAUUCCAAUGUCUCGGGAGUUUACCCCUGAGACGGAAAGACAGAGACUGCAACUCCUUGGCUUCCUGAAGCCAGAGCUGUUGGGCAAUGAAUUCACCCACCUCGAGUUCCCCCGGAGAGUUCAGCCAAAAGAGCUGGGUCAGCGAAUGCUGUAUCGGGACCAGAGCAUGACUGGAUGGGCCUAUAAAAAGAUUGAACUGGAAGAUCUCAGGUUUCCCCUGGUUUGUGGAGAAGGCAAAAAGGCUCGGGUAAUGGCCACUAUUGGAGUGACCCGGGGUUUGGGUGAUCAUAAUCUUAAGGUGUGCAGUUCCACUCUGCCUGUCAAACCCUUCCUCUCCUGUUUCCCAGAGGUACAGGUAUAUGACCUUACCCAGUAUGAACACUGCCCAGAUGAUGUGCUAAUCCUGGGUACAGAUGGAUUAUGGGAUGUCAGCAGUGACAAAGAUGUGGCUGCCACCGUGGACAAAGUACUGUCCAGCUACGAGCCCAACGACCCCAGCAGGUACACUGCACUGGCCCAAGCCUUGGUCCUGGGGGCCAGGGGCAUCUCCAGGGAGCAGGGCUGGCGGCUCCCCAAUAACAAAAUGGGCUCUGGCGAUGAUAUUUCUGUUUUCGUCGUCCCACUAGGGGGGCCCGGCAGCUAUACUUAAGAGACCCUGGUCCCCCUCCUCCCUCAGCUUCUUCAGAAUCCGGCUCCUCCCCAGCCCAGACCUUGCCGCUGGUUCCGUAAUACUCUUCCGUAGCCCUUUCACUGGCAGGGAUUGUCGGCUGCUUCUAUCAUACUCAGGACUGUGUGUAAAUAAA